AUGGCUCCCUCGAACAUCUCAUCUGGGCUCAAUACCCCGAACCCCGAGUUCGAAACAGUCCUUCCAAUUCACCCUACCGCGGCGCGUCGUCCCAACACCCUUGUCGUGCAAUCCGAGAAUACCCAAUACUCCGAUGAAUAUAUUACCUCCAGCUUCAACAACCGCGGAGCAACUGUGAACCUGUCCGAAGGACAGAUCCUCGUCACCCCGACUGUCCAGCCUUACGAAUUCCAGACCAAGAGGUCUGUUAGCAAGACUGGCCUGAUGAUGAUUGGGAUGGGUGGUAACAACGGCUCCACACUCUCUGCAACCAUCCUCGCGAACAGGCACAACAUUGUCUGGCGCACGAAGGAGGGCGUUCAGCAGCCGAACUACAUUGGCUCCCUCCUUCGCGCCUCCACCGUUCGCAUCGGCUCUGAGCCUGGCACGGGCAAGGAAGUCCACAUCCCGAUUUGCGACGUCCUCCCUAUGGUUCACCCCAAUGACCUUGUCCUUGGUGGAUGGGACAUCUCCGGCGUGCCUAUGGACAAGGCUAUGGACCGUGCUCGCGUCCUCGAUUAUGACCUCCAGCGCCAAGUUGCCCCAUAUAUGGCUCUGCUUGGCAAGCCUCUCCCUUCCAUCUACUACCCCGACUUUAUUGCGGCCAACCAGGAAGCCCGCGCCGACAACCUCAUCCCCGGCGACGAUAAGCAUGCCCAUCUUGAGCACAUUCGCGCUGAUAUUCGCAAGUUCAAGCAAGAUAACGAGCUCGACUGCGUCGUCGUCUUCUGGACCGCGAACACCGAACGCUACAGCGACAUCAUCCCCGGUGUCAACGAUACCGCUGACAGCUUGCUCGCUUCCAUCAAGUCGUCCCACGCUGAGGUCUCCCCUUCGACCCUCUUCGCCGUUGCCGCCAUCUUGGAGGGCGAGCCAUUCAUCAAUGGCGCCCCGCAGAACACCUUUGUCCCGGGUGUCAUUGAACUCGCCGAGCGCAAGCAGUCCUUCAUCGGUGGUGACGAUUUGAAGUCUGGUCAGACCAAACUCAAGUCCGUUCUCGCAGAGUUCCUCGUCAACGCCGGAAUCAAGCCUCUUUCCAUCGCCUCUUACAACCAUCUCGGCAACAACGAUGGCCACAACUUGUCCGCAGAGAGGCAAUUCAAGAGCAAGGAGAUUAGCAAGAGCAGCGUCGUCGACGAUAUGGUCAACGCCAACCGCUUGCUUUUCAAGGCGCCUGAAGUCGGUCCCAAAGGUGUCCCAGUUGGCAAAGGCGAACAUCCCGACCACAUCGUCGUCAUCAAAUACGUCCCAGCUGUUGGCGACUCCAAGCGUGCCAUUGACGAGUACUACUCCGAGAUCUUCUGCGGCGGUAGAUCCACCAUCAACAUCUUCAAUGAAUGCGAGGACUCCCUCUUGGCUACGCCUCUCAUCUUGGAUUUGACAAUCCUCACUGAGUUGUUGACUCGUGUCAAGUACCGCGAUCUUUCUGCCGAGUCGAAGAACAAGGAAUUCGCUCCUUUGUACCCUGUUUUGUCGCUCCUUUCCUACAUGUUGAAGGCCCCCCUCGUCAAGCCCGGCACCGAGGUCAUCAACAGUCUCAAUAGACAGCGCAACGCUCUCGAGUCCUUCCUUAAAGCUUGCGUGGGCCUUGAGGGCAGCAGUGACUUGCUCCUCGACACCAGGAUCUGGUAA
Messenger RNA from Pleurotus ostreatus (oyster mushroom), 1671 nucleotides. It is a transcript of the gene INO1, whose product is annotated as Myo-inositol-1-phosphate synthase. The coding region runs from base 1 to 1671 and encodes 556 amino acids. Gene Ontology annotation, biological process: phospholipid biosynthetic process; inositol biosynthetic process. The transcript is spliced from 3 exons. NCBI's taxonomy places the organism in Eukaryota, Fungi, Basidiomycota, Agaricomycetes, Agaricales, Pleurotaceae. Gene Ontology annotation, cellular component: cytoplasm. Gene Ontology annotation, molecular function: inositol-3-phosphate synthase activity. The record is from RefSeq and is a predicted model, not a curated record.